Messenger RNA from Mercenaria mercenaria, 3302 nucleotides. RefSeq lists its product as uncharacterized. Lineage: Eukaryota; Metazoa; Mollusca; Bivalvia; Venerida; Veneridae. The record is from RefSeq and is a predicted model, not a curated record. The transcript has 2 exons. The coding region runs from base 465 to 1895 and encodes 476 amino acids.
UGAAUUUUGUAAUUUCAGAAAAUGUGAAUUUGUAGUUUCAGUUACCAUCAAAAUACAAUUACGUUUCAAGUGACAAGUGAAAUGGAAAUUUAUAUUUCAAACAAACUGAAAUUCCAUCUCCUACUUGUCAGUGUCAUCAAAUCACAUAAAAAAAGAAUAUAAAAGAGGUUGAGUCUUAUACUGGAUUAACUGCAGAGAGAAUUAUAUCACUGGUUUACUUCAAAUGCAGACCUCAAUAGACAAAAGGACAGGAUCUCAACAACAACUUGAGUAACAUUUUGUUCACUGUGGGACAAAAAGGGCAUUGGGUCACUUGCUCUUUUUUUCCUAUACUCAGUUAGGAUGCGUGUACCUCAGUUCUGUCACUGUCAGCAUGUCCGAUACAAGUACGGAUCCACUACUAUUUUUUAGCUUUGCACAAUUUCAAUGUUGGACAUACCAUAGAGAGCCAUUGUUGGUACACUAUGUCUAGUACAGAUGCCAAAGAUCUAUCCCUUUUGAUCUAUUCUACACUAAAUAACUUUGGAUUUAAAAAAGAAAAUGUAUGUUUUCGGUCUAAAUACCUUAUGUCAUACAAAGCGCUGAAACAUUUUUAUAAUAUAGUGGGAAGUGCCGGGGAAGGUGUACCACUGUCACACAGUGAUGUUGAUUGUAUGAUAGUUCUUGAUGAUAUAAUCUGUCUUGACCAAUGUGAUACUGUUGAAAAUUUAACUAUUCUUGAAACUGAUAAUUCUAACACAGCACCUGGGUAUACAAAGGUAGUUCUUAAAAAUAAAUUACGUGGAUCUGAGUUUGAGAUUCUACUACAUUUAAGCACUUAUGCCUCUGCAACUACACCUGAUGGACAACCAUAUGUUUCCAGUACAAUAUUCAGAGGUACAUAUAAUUAUUUUAAGAUAUGCACUAUUCCCCUGCUUAGAUUGCAGUAUGAAAUAACUAUCAACGGUCCAGCUGAGACAUACAAAUUAUCUGGUAGGUCAGCAAAUUUUGACAAAGAUUUUGUUUUAUCUUUAUUGUUCUAUGGAAGUGAACACUUGAGUAAAUGGGCAAAUAGGACAAGGUAUUACACUUGGCCAUCAAGUGAGUGUGUAAGAGAAAUUUCAGAAAUGGAAGGAUAUCUUGUUCCUGUUGGUGAUAAACAAAGCGCUCACCAAGACUUAGAAUGGCGAAUAUGUUACACUACUGCUGAGAAAGAAUUAAUUGCUAGUCUAAACGAUAUACAAAUUAAAGUGUACGUUUUGUUAAAAAUGGUAGCAAAGUCUGUCUUAAAAUCAGUAUGUAAAGCUCUAACAUCAUAUGUUGUUAAAAACGUAGUCUUUUGGGUAAUGGAAGGAACACAUCAACAAAGUCUUUCUCCAGAUCUUAUAGUGAAUCUAAUACAAAAAUCACUGUAUUUCAUGAAAUACUGUUUAGAAAAUAACCACUUUCCAAACUAUAUUAUUCCCGAAAGAAAUCUUUUAAGAGGUGCUGUAAAUAGCAGGGAGAAACAAAAUGUUAUAAACUUCCUUUCUGACUGCUUAAGGGAAGGAGGAACUGUUCUGUUAAGGGUUCCAAAAUUGUAUCAGUGUGUUUCUUACAGCACGACUUAUCCAGAAAAUGUGAUUAAGUAUGGAAAAUGGAGAGAUGAGGCAGAAAAGCAAAAACUUCUACUGGAUUUUCGGCUUGCUGAAAUAUGUGAUCAUAACUUUUUAUUUAACACAACUACCUGUAAGUCAAUGAAUGAGAUUCAGAAUUUAUUCUUAAAUAGGAUGAACGAUGCCAAAACAGUAGAACAUUUAGUUAAACUGCUUGUCCUAGUAAUGCCAGACUUUAUACCUCUUUUGUUAUCAGGAAAAACACCCCAAGAAUUACAUGAGGUGCUCGCAAAAAGACUGGAAAUGAUUUCUCUACUGUAAUCUCGAACAAUGUUAUUGGACUAAAGUCUUACGCAACAGCCAGGAACUGCAUCAAAUCAACAUACCAAAAAACUAAUCACUGUGUAACAGUCCUAACAAAUGUAUAAUAUUCAUGUGAAGGGCUAAAUAUAACUGUCUUUAAAAUAACUAACAGAAAACAUGAUUUUCCACUCACAGUUUCUAAAGAAUAUUAAGGAACAAAGAAGGAUCAGUUCUGAGUAAUGAACAAAAAAGUUGCAAUGGUAUUAAAAUGAGAUGAAGCAAUGAAAUAUUUAUCCUUAUAUUUCUAAUAAAGUUUUAUUUCAUCAUAAAAGUUAUUUCUUUAUAUAAAAUGAAAAAUUAAUUAAAAUAGAGGGACAACAUGUUUGAACAUCUGGUAGAUUUUAAUUGUAUUUAUUUAUUGAUCAACUAGUUUCGGUUUCUAUGAACCUUCAUCAGGAUAUACAUAUUAGAAAAAUGUUAACUAAUGUACAGUUUUAUACUGUUUGUUACUAAAUUUAGAAACAUUUGUUACUGUUUAUAGACUAAAUUUGGAAUAUUGCCAAAAUGUGAAAUAAAUUUAAUAAAAGAUAAUAAAGUCAGUCUGUGUUCUUGAAUAUUCCGUAUAUGUAGUGGACACUUAUGAUCUGUUCAUUAAGUUCAGAGAAUUUUGCAGUUUCAUCCAAACAUACUGUUACUGUGCUAUUUGAUUCGUGAGGUAAGUCUAAGUUCAUAUUUGAAUAACUCUCUUGUCCUUUACCCUAGGAAAACUAGGAACAAGAAGAUAACGCCUGACGGCGUUUUGGCCGGGUUUUCCGAAUAAGGUGAUAAUGAGUUAAAAAUCUAAUAAAGGCAUACAAUAAAUAACCCCCAAAUUAAUAAGCACUAUUGAAGGAAAAAGGGGAAAAAAAGAAAUGGACAGGCAGAAAAUGAAAUUAAAGAAAUAAAUUGGUGUAAAAAAAAAUCAAAAUAAGAAAAACACCAUUUUCAAUGUUUAUAUCCCUGUGACCUUGACCUUUGACCCAGAAAUCAAUCGGGGUCAUGUACACAUCAAGACCAACAUACAUAUGAAGUUUCAAGGUCCUAGGUGAAAUACUUGUCCAGAUAUGGAGCGGAAACAGUUUUCAAUGUUUAGAUCCCUGUUACCUUGACCUUUACCCAGUGAACCGAAAUCAAUAGGGGUCAUGUACACAUCAAGCCCAACAUACCCAUGAAGUUUCAAGGUCCUAGGUGAAAUACUUGUCCAGAUAUUGAGCAGAAUCCAUUUUCAAUGUUCAGGUCCCUGUGACCUUGACCUUUGACCCAGUGACCCUAUUCUCACUUUGGAACAACUAGGGUAAUAGGGGAUCAUUCUGAGCAAGUUUCUUGAAGUUUGGAUAAGUAGUUGUUGAGACAAGAGGGCCAUGAUGGCCCUAUAUUGCUCACCAG